UCAAACUCCCCUAAGCAAUAUGAAUAUGAGAAAAGAUAUCGUAAUUGUUGCUGUUAGUAUGCUCAUUCACCAAGCAACUUUUUCCUUGUUUCCAGCAAGAGCAGCUGCUAAACUUGAUAUUGCAUGCAAUUUCGUGGAGUGUGGGAUGGGAAGCUGCCAGAAUUCUCCAAACCGGACAUUUGGGUUCGUCUGCGACUGCGCACCUGGCUGGACUCAGGUUGGACCCCAACGAGCUGAUGAUCCUCUCCGAUUCCUUCCAUGCAUCAUUCCCAAUUGUACCUUAAAUUACGCUUGCUACAACGAAUCGGUGCCUGAACCACCCAAAUCUGUUCCAAAGACUCAUAACUUCUCCCUCUUUGAUCCAUGUUAUUGGUCCUAUUGUGGACAUGGAGACUGCAUAAAGACUUCAAGGUUCAAGCAUCGAUGUGAAUGUAAAAAGAGUUAUGGCAACAUCCUGAAUAUUACAAACUUCCCUUGUGUCAAAGACUGUACACUGGGAGCAGAAUGCUCAAACUUGGGGUUUACAUGGACAAAUGGCUCGUUUCCACCUACUCCAACCACUUUCUUUCCUAAUGGCGGCCACGCAGUUUCCUCUUCUCAAAACUACCUACUGUGGUUCUUCUUCUGCGCAAUAUCGUUAGUCCUGGCUCAAGCAACAUGAAUAAAGGUCUAGAAUAUGGGUACAAUAGGCAUCAGCUUCUCUUUUACAUCUUCGAGAAUUUGUAAUAAAAAAGCAUAAGAGAUUUUACUUUCUGAUUUCUCCUUGUAAAUCUCAAACCCAUUCUGUAUAUCGCUGGGCGAGAAAAGAGGGGGAAAAUAAAAAUUUAAG
Messenger RNA from Asparagus officinalis (garden asparagus), 829 nucleotides. RefSeq lists its product as uncharacterized. The record is from RefSeq and is a predicted model, not a curated record. NCBI's taxonomy places the organism in Eukaryota, Viridiplantae, Streptophyta, Magnoliopsida, Asparagales, Asparagaceae. Bases 20 to 661 code for a protein of 213 amino acids. The transcript has 6 exons.